Messenger RNA from Eriocheir sinensis (Chinese mitten crab), 2536 nucleotides. Its product is annotated as protocadherin Fat 1-like. The record is from RefSeq and is a predicted model, not a curated record. Gene Ontology annotation, cellular component: plasma membrane. Gene Ontology annotation, biological process: homophilic cell-cell adhesion. Gene Ontology annotation, molecular function: calcium ion binding. Bases 1 to 2409 code for a protein of 802 amino acids. The transcript has 10 exons. NCBI's taxonomy places the organism in Eukaryota, Metazoa, Arthropoda, Malacostraca, Decapoda, Varunidae.
AUGUCGAUAUUAUCUGAAGCAUUUCCGCCACUCCUUAUAAACACAGCCUCAGAUAAGAUAUUACCCACAUGCUGUCCUGACCUUCAAUCAACCGUCACUUCAGCGACUUCGGUAAAGAGCGCUACAGGCAGCACACAAAAAAGUGGGUUUCAGCACUGGUGUUCUGCCAUGGUGACGCGCCCCCUAACCCUCCCCCAGGCCGGGGUGUCCCGCAGCACGUGGCUGGGCGUGACGGUCCUCGACGAGAACGACUGGUGGCCGGAGUGGGAGCGACUUUUCUACCACGGCAGCGUCCUGCAGACCGCCGGCCGCGGCGCCCCCGUGCUGGCCGGCCACGCCCACGCCCAGGCCAGCCCCAGGCAGCUCACGGUGACCGCCCGGGACCGUGACCAAGGCUACAACGGCAGAGUGACCUACACCAUCGUGGAGAAGGACAUCACAAAGUUGUUUUCAAUCAACCGACACACAGGAGCUGUGUGGGUGUCUGGCAGCCUGGACACAGUGGCCGGCACCACGGUGAGGCUGAGUGUGUGGGCCACGGACGGGGGCAGCCCCCGGCGGGAGUGUGUGGCGCCCGCCCCAGUCUUCAUCACGGUGAGGGAGGUGAAGGCUGCCCCAAUGGCCUUCCCCAAGACCCACUACUCAGCCGUCCUCCACCUGCCAACCUACCCUGUUGUGAGGGUGUUCUGCCUGGGCCGGGAGGAGCAGCCACGCCACCACGUGGAUGUGAAUGAUAUCACCGAUAUUUCAUAUUCCAGCGCUGCCGGUGACGACAGAGAAAACUUUGUGUUUGACAACGUGAGCAAGUGUGUCAAGGUCCAGGACCAGUACAGCCUCAAGCCUCAGUACAACCUCACCCUCCAGGCCAGCGACGGGGCCGCCUCGUCCACGGCAACAGCAGAGAUUAUAAUUGAAGAAGCGCCGCUGUCUACUCUGGUCUUCACUCAGGACCAGUACUGGGCCAACGUCAUUGAGAACUCCACUAAGGAGAUGAAUGUUGCUGCCCUGGGAGUGAAGUGUCAGCCGCUCAACCAUCACGUCCGCUACUCAAUUCUCAACCCAAACGUUGAAUUUGAAAUCCACCCGACCGCUGGCGUCAUCAAGACCACCGGCAAGUCCUUAGACCGGGAGGCAGAGGACCACUACACGUUGGUGGUGGAAGCACAGGACAUUGAGGGCACAGCAAACGUGGCCCAUGUGCUGGUCCACGUGGCGGUGAUGGACGUGAAUGACAACGAGCCGGUGUUCCUCAACCAGCCCUUCCACGCCCUGGUGUCCACCGUGUCUCCGCGCAGCCACGUGGUCACUAAGGUGCAGGCAAUAGACGCUGACUCUGGGGAGUUCGGAAGUGUCCGCUACGAGCUGGUGCGAGGCAGCGGUGAGCUCUUCGCCGUGAAUAAGAAGACGGGUGAAAUUUCCCUGAAGCAGACCCUGAUGGCGGCCGACAAGACCUACAGCCUCACCGUUGUUGCCUACGACGGGGGAAAGCCUCCCCUCAGCUCACAGGCCCAUGUCCUCAUAAGGGUGGUGUCUUCUGAAGGGCCAAUGUUCACCGCCGCACGGUACGAGGCAGCCGUGCCAGAGAACGCCGCCAAGGGCACGCCCGUUGUAAGGGUGGAGGCCGCUAGCCCUUCCGGGGAGCCCAUCAUGUACACCAUUGUGGCCGGCAACACCGAGGAGCUGUUCGGCCUCGACUAUUCCACAGGCGUCGUCCAGACCACUGCCCUGCUGGACUACGAGGCCUCCGCCAGCCACAACCUGACGGUGCGGGCGCGGGACCCCUUCACCGGGUUCAGCCGUUCCGUCUUCAAGGGAGACGUGUCGGAAGCUGCAUCACCGGGCCACGUGGUGCUGCAGGUCUCGGCAAGUGACGUGGACACGGGGCCGGGCGGUUCAGUGCGCUACUCGUGUGUCAUGGAGUGUGGCAGCUUUGAGGUGCGUGCCCUGGACGGUGCCGUCACACUCACCAAGGAGCUGGAUGCAGAGACUGAGGCUCAACACGUGCUGACUGUGCUGGCCACGGACUCAGGCAUACCCCAGCUCUCCUCCACCGCCACAGUGGUUAUUGACGUUGUGGACUUCAACGACAACCCUCCAGCGUGGCGCCAGGACAGCUACUCCUGCCGCGUGUCGGCCGAGGCCCAGCCCGGCCAUGUGGUCACCUCGGUGUCUGCCACUGACCCAGACGCUGGUCAGGUCACGCCGCUCAGUUAUGCCAUUCACUCGGGAGACCGAGACGCCAUCUUCAAAAUGGAUCAGCUGACUGGUGUGUUGACGGUGACGGCCCCACACAAGCUCAAGGACGUGGCCUCCCUCACCCUGAACCUGUCUGUGAGUGACGGGGUGCACGCGGCCUUCACCGGCCUGCACGUCUCGGGGCUGGCCUCCAACCACCACGCGCCGAGGUAACCUUUUAGUAUGGUCUUUGGGUACAAAUGCUGUGAUGGCCGUGUUUAAGGCUGUGAUGGCCGUGUUUAAGGCUGUGAUGGCCGUGUUUAAGGCUGUGAUGGCCGUGUUUAAGGCUGUGAUGGCCGUG